This is a messenger RNA of Funneliformis mosseae, 705 nucleotides long. NCBI's taxonomy places the organism in Eukaryota, Fungi, Glomeromycota, Glomeromycetes, Glomerales, Glomeraceae. The record is from the annotation of a GenBank genome assembly.
AUGGCAAGAUCUAAAAAGAGAAGAAGCGAUUUAUUAUUACAUGUAACUAAAAAGAAACCUCGUAGUGACAAGUCCAAAGCUAUCGAAAAUGCAAGUCAACUUAUUUUGUAUAUAUGGAGGAUCACCCCCGAGGAUAUGAGAAAUGAAUAUUUACAACAGAUUCGAGCAGAUUGGAAAGAUAAGGGAAGGUUAUUCUUUACCAAGAAAACAAUUAUGAUAAAAGCGUUAGGUAGUAAUGAAAGUGAUGAACAAUCUGUAAAUGUAUCCCAAUUUUCAAAGGAGUUGACUGGAGAAGGAGGGAUAUUAUUCACUGAUGAACCGGUGGAUGAUGUUCUGUCUUAUUUCUCAAAGACGCAAUUUGAAGAUUAUGCCAGAACCGGUGCAUACAUUGAUAAAGAUAUAAUUCUUCCGGCUGGAAACUUGAGAUAUCAUAACACUGAUAAUUACGUGAUAGCUUUUCAAGAACAAAUGUUAAAAAGUUUGGGAAUACCUGUACGAGUGGAUAAAGGUUACCUGGUAUUAGAUCAGGAUUAUACGAUUUGUAAAUAUGGUGACCGACUUACAGCUGACCAGGCUCAUAUGUUGAAAUUAUUGAUGUUCAAGCUUGCUGUAUUUAAAUUAAUACCUACUCAUUAUUAUGACAAAGUAAUGAAUAAAGUAAUUGAUACCGUUUCGAACGAGGUAGAGGAGAAAUUAGUCGAAUGA